AUGCAUUCGAGAUCAAAUGUGACAUCUCCACCACGGAGAAAGAAUCAAGCUGUACUCAUUGCCGCAAUUCGAGAACUCCGUGCAGACAGAAGAAAUAACAGCAAUGCUAUCAUAUCUCCCUCGGGCGAAUCACAUCCUGUGUCUUCUCCUUCAUCCCACGGAGCAGCCUGCCCCGAGACUGCGGUCCGUGAGCGGCACCGCCUGGGCCAACCGAAUGCCAUCACCGGAAAUGCCACCGGAGACUUUGACCAACCACAACAAAACUCGUCAUUUGCGGUCCAAAAUGAAAGAAGCUACUUGGGAAAGUCAGGAUACUUGCCCAUCUUUAGCCAACCCGGUCCACAGGAAAACAACGCAUUAGAGUCGUACGAAGGAAACAUCGAUGUAUCCGGACUGACCUUGACUCCCAUCCUGAAACAAAGCUUCGCCGAAACUUUUAUGGAAUUCUGUUUCCCUUGGUGUCCUGUCCUGGAUCGAACGAGCAUAUUUGAGGGACAGCCUUUCGCGGAGUCCGUGUUGUUGCAGCAAGCACUGGCACUCCUUGGGAGCAGAAUCAAUCCACCGGUCGUGGAACAUGAAAAGUCGCGAACUUACUAUGAACGCAUGAAGACGUUAUUCCACAAAAAUCAAGAACAUAACACACUGGUGCGCAUCAUCUCGAUUAUCCUGGUCUACUGGUGGAGUGCGGGCCCGCCCAAUGUCGUUAGCAUGGAAAGCCAAUUCUGGUGGACUUCCAUUGCAAUCCGUCUGGGACAGGAGAUCGGCCUUUACAGGGAGGUCACCAACUAUCAUACGUUAAAACCAGGUGAAUCUUUGGGUCUGAGACGACGUGCAAGAGAACGCCUGACAUCUAUUUGUCAAGGUCGACCUUGUAUUAUAAAUCCCGAUGACUGCGACGUUCAUCCACCAUCCCUUGAAGAUUUCCCGGCUGAUCACACAGCUCAGGCAGAGAUCUUUAUCCACUGGGUAAAUAUUUGCGAUAUCAUUGGACAAGUAUCAACACACCUGGCACGUCGUACGGACGCAACCCCUUUUCCUUUCAGCCUUGCCCAAAGACUUAUUGACUGGGUUCACCAACUUCCCGUACACCUGCAGCUCCCAUUCCUCACAAGCCGAACGAAGAUUUUUGACCGGCACAUUCACCAGCUCCAUCUCCCAUACUUGACAGCAAUCACCCUCCUUUACAUGAACACCUCUGCUCAACCAUUGCCAAAGGCAUACACUGCCGCGAUCCUGGCCGCGUCUUGUGUCGCUCGGAUUUUUCAGGACUACUUGACCCGUGGCAGCCUCAGAUUUCUCCCAGGAAUGGCCGGUUGGUACAUCAGCAUUGCCGCAUUGGCCCUGCUUCACGCCCGUCAAGUCGAAUGUCUACGAGACGGCGCGAACGAGCAGCUUGACGUUUUGUUUCUUGCCCUGAAAGAAAUGUCCAAACUUUGGCAUUCGUCCAAGAUGUUCCUCGUGGGAUUUGAAAAGUUACUCAAUGGACUCCCCCCUAACAAUCGUUCAGGACGGGGAGCCGCACACUCUAUUACAGUAUCGGCACUAACGGACUUGACGCACGAGGAUGGCAUCAAUUAUCUCGAUUUCUUUCCCGGGACGAGCAGUGAGACAAGUCAAGUUUUUAUGACGCUUCUCACGCACAGUCCGCCGUCGAUAUUUAUGGAAACUGAGUGGGCGAAUGAUCUCAGCAUACAACUUCAAGACUUGUUUGACCAGCCUUUCGAUAGCGUGGAUUUUGAUUCACUGAUAUCAUGA
Messenger RNA from Rhinocladiella mackenziei CBS 650.93, 1755 nucleotides. RefSeq lists its product as uncharacterized. The record is from RefSeq and is a predicted model, not a curated record. NCBI's taxonomy places the organism in Eukaryota, Fungi, Ascomycota, Eurotiomycetes, Chaetothyriales, Herpotrichiellaceae. The coding region runs from base 1 to 1755 and encodes 584 amino acids. The transcript is spliced from 3 exons.